GGAGUGCGGCAGUCGGACAGCCUUCAGUGACGGACUCGACGGCUGUCUGUAUGAUCUUUAGCCGUUCUUCUUUUCUUAUUAAUGCAAGACAUAUGAAUACCUGUUAAUGUCUUGGCUUUAUAGAGAAAAUAUGAAAUUCCGAAGGCGGAAUAAGUAAAUUGACAAACGUAUAUAUUAAACUUUCACAAAUGAUUCGUUGAACAGCAACUAUUUUUCUACAUGAACCUUCUGUAAGUUAAACCAAGCGCGCAAGCCACGGACUUUUUAUUCAGAAAUAAAUAUCCUAUUUGGAUGACGCAGAUCAAGAAAGGUCACAGAGGAUCAGCUGUGUUGAUGUAAAGAUGAAGAUGUUCUCAGCGUCACACAAGACCGCCUUUGUGGUGGACCAUUGUCACUACAUGGCCGAAUCGUGCCGGCAGCAGGUGGAGUUUGACAUGCUGACCAAAAACCGCGCGCAGGGCGUCAUCCCGCUGGCCCCCGUCUCCAAGUCCCUGUGGACGUGUGCCGUAGAGUGCUCCAUGGAGUACUGCCGCAUUCUCUACGACAUCUACCCCACCAGAAAACUGGUGAACUACAUAGUCAGCGACUCAGACUGUCACAUCCUGAACAGCUGGAACCAGGUGGACCAGAACACUCAAGAGCUGAUGGCGAGGCUGGCUGUCGUGGGGCCCCCCAACCCCAGCGAGGACCCCGAGUGCUGCAGCAUCCUGCACGGCCUGGUGGCCGCCGUGGGGUCCCUGUGCAAGCUGACGGAGUACCAGCACGAGGCGCGCACCACCCUCAUGGACCAGGCUGAGCGGGUCAACAACCGAGGACGCAUCAUCUGCCUUACCAAUGCCAAGAGUGACACGCACGUGCGCAUGCUGGAGGAUUAUGUGCAGGAGACCAUCCUGGAGCAGAACAAGAUCGCGGCCGCUUCGGAUCGACUGAUGCAGAUUCAACAGUGUGAGCUGGUUCUGAUCCAUACCUACCCGUUUGGAGAGGAGACUCUGGUCUCUGACCGGCCUAGAAAAGAGAUCUCCUCGGUGUUGAGCAGCGAGGUGCACAGCGUGCGGGCCGGGAGGCACCUCGCAUCUAAGCUCAACGUUCUCGUCCAGCAGCACUUCGACUUGGCCUCCACCACCAUCACCAAUAUCCCCAUGAAGCCCACAUUAAAUGUCUGUGACCAGGAGGAGCAACACGCCAACACGUCGGCUAAUUACGAUGUGGAGUUGCUGCACCACCGAGACGCCCACAUGGAGUUCAUCAAGAGCGGUGACCUUCACCCCACAGGCAGCACCCCCCGGGACAGCGGGCUGAAGGAGACAGUGACCCUGAAGUGGUGCACUCCCCGCACUAACAGCGUGGAACUCCAUUUCUGUACCGGCGCAUAUCGGAUCUCGCCGGUGGACGUCAAUAGCCGCCCAUCAUCCUGCCUGACUAACUUUCUCCUGAACGGUCGCUCGGUGCUCUUGGAGCAGCCGCGGAAGUCGGGGUCAAAGGUCAUCAGCCACAUGUUGAGUAGCCACGGUGGGGAGAUCUUCCUGCAUGUGCUCAACUGUACCCGCUCCACCCUGGAGGACCCACCGUCCAUCAGCGAGGGGUGUGGGGGCAGGGUCACGGACUACCGCAUCACCGACUUUGGGGAGUUUAUGAGGGAGAACCGACUGACACCCUUUCCAGAAGCCCAGGGUGCCGACGGUGCUGGGAAGGUCCCGCUGGAGAGGGCCAAGGGCCAGCUGGAGCGACAUACACGCUACUGGCCCAUGAUCAUCUCCCAGACCACCAUCUUCAACAUGCAGGCGGUGGUGCCAUUGGCUAACUUGAUUGUGAAGGAGAGCUUAUCUGAGGAGGAUGUGCUGACUUGUCAGAAGACAGUUUACAAUCUGGUGGACAUGGAGAGGAAGAACGACCCUCUGCCCAUCUCCACUGUGGGCACCAGAGGCAAGGGCCCCAAACGGGACGAGCAGUACCGCAUCAUGUGGAAUGAGCUGGAGACGCUGGUGCGCACCCACGUCGGCAGCAGCGAGCGGCACCAGCGCGUGCUGGACUGCGUCCUGGCCUGCCGCAGCAAGCCGCCCGAGGAGGAGGAGCGCAAGAAGCGCGGCAGGAAGAGGGAGGACCGGGAGGACAAGGCCGAGAAGAACGGCAAGGACUCGGAGGCCGAGAGGAGCUGGCAGGAGUCUGAGAGGCUGAAGGCGGCCCUGGAGCGUGAGAAGGACGACCUGCCAGAGUCGGAGGUGAUCAAGGACUCGCCGGACUCGCCCGAGCCGCUCAACAAAAAGCCCCGGCUGGAGAUGGAGGAGCUCCAGCUUCCGGAGAAGGCCAAAGGUCCAGUCUCGCUCUUCACCAUGUGGACCAAUAGGAUCAAUGCCGCAAACUCACGCAAGCAUCAGGAGUUUGCCGGGAGAAUCAACUCUGUCAACAACAAAGCCGAGCUGUACCAGCACCUGAAAGAUGAAAACGGGAUGGACUCACACGAGAAUGGGAAGGCCACCAGAUAAUGUGACUCUUUCCGAUUGGUGGAAUAGCCUGUCUGUCAAAGCUGCUUUGCGUCUUGUUAGAUUUGUACAGUGAGAUUAUUUUACUAAAAAUGUGUAGCUGGAUCGUGUGUUGCAACUUUUUACCUUUAUAUGCUGUACUCAGAUGAAAUGUUGCAGAGUUCUUCAGUUUUUUCUUAAUACAUUUCUUUUUACACACUUUUAUACUAGCAAAUUCUGAUGUUCUGAAAGGAAAUAAAAAGAAUGUGUUGCUUGUU
Paramormyrops kingsleyae is the source of this 2737-nucleotide messenger RNA. RefSeq names its product integrator complex subunit 13 (gene ints13). The record is from RefSeq and is a predicted model, not a curated record. Gene Ontology annotation, biological process: regulation of mitotic cell cycle; centrosome localization. Gene Ontology annotation, cellular component: integrator complex. Lineage: Eukaryota; Metazoa; Chordata; Actinopteri; Osteoglossiformes; Mormyridae.